Messenger RNA from Penaeus monodon (black tiger shrimp), 680 nucleotides. RefSeq lists its product as uncharacterized. NCBI's taxonomy places the organism in Eukaryota, Metazoa, Arthropoda, Malacostraca, Decapoda, Penaeidae. The record is from RefSeq and is a predicted model, not a curated record. Bases 221 to 622 code for a protein of 133 amino acids. The transcript is spliced from 2 exons.
AGUCCGAUUUAGAAUAGUUUCCAACAGGGGCGUCAUGAGUUAUUCUAGGGGCAUUUUAAAGUCAGAACCUGGUCCAUAUAGUAGUAAUUUAGUUUUAAAAAAGUGUAGAUCCUUGUGGGAGCAAACGGAGGGGGCAACAACAGGUCUGAUCACCUGCUGACGACAGAUUAUGUGAAAGUUUCCUUAUUCUGUGUUUCUUUGCUUCUUUACAGGAGAAUAUAUGGCAACGUCCUUUGCAGCGUCAUUCGGAAUAGCGUCAAGUGCUUUAUUAUGGCAAACUUGGGUGUGGGUGCUGUUGAGUCUGUUGAUAUUAAUGACAGCAUUUACUGUAGUUACUGCAUUGGUUAUGUACUUAAAGCUGAAAUUGUCAGAUAGUUUUUCAUUUCGCUAUUUUAAGAAAAAACCUGUAGGGGUCCCUUCUGUAAUUACAACCGUACAUAGACAAGAAAACCCAGAGGCAGCAGAAGCGGGUGGAUCCGGAGGUGGACUGCGAGCUCCCCGAGUAACUGUUGGUGUGGUAUCAUCCCGAGCCCCGUCUCCCGGAGUCGAGGUCGAUGAAAAUACGUUUGAUUAUAUAAAUCGAGCUUUUACCCAUGAUUCUGAUCAUGAAGAUCCACAAUGAUAGUAAAUAAUAAUGCAAUGUGAUAUUUCAAUUUGAAUAAAGUGUUGCAGAACAUACA